Molecule: messenger RNA, 1164 nt
Organism: Haplochromis burtoni (Burton's mouthbrooder)
Lineage: Eukaryota; Metazoa; Chordata; Actinopteri; Cichliformes; Cichlidae
Product: GTPase IMAP family member 1-like
Molecular function (GO): GTP binding
Source: RefSeq, a predicted model, not a curated record
UGACAAAGACAAGGAGGAUUGUCCUGCUGGGAAAAACUGGAACUGGGAAAAGCAGUCUGGCUAAUACCAUAUUUGGCGAGACCAGAUUGAAGAUUAAUCAUUUUAAUGACUCAAACGCAUGUUUGUCUCAGAGCGAGACCAAGACUGUUGAUGGAAGAAGCCUAACUUUAAUCGACACUCCUGGUUUCUUUGACCCAAGCAGGUCUGAGAAGUUGGAGCAUGAGAUGUUGAGCUGUAUUACAGAGUGUGCUCCGGGUCCUCAUGCUUUUCUCAUUGUGCUCAAAGCAGAGAAAUUCACAGAGCACGAAAAGGCUGUCAUCGCACAAUUAUGUGAACAUUUCUCUGAAGAUGUUCUUAAAUACGCUGCAGUGGUUUUUACUCAUGGUGACCAGCUCCCUGAAGGAAUGAAGAUCAAGGAUUUUGUUAAUGAAAGUGAAGCUCUGAGUGAUCUGGUGAGGAAGUGUGGGAGUCGGUGCCACGUCAUUGACAAUAAAUACUGGAAGAACAACCAGGAAGAUGAAUAUAGAAGCAACAAGUUCCAGGUGGCAGAGCUGCUCAAUAGCAUAGAAGAUAUAGUGACAGAAAACAAUGGAGGAUACUACACUAAUGAAAUGCUCCAAACAUUGGAGACAGAAAUACAAAAAGAGGAAAAUCGGGUUAGAAAGUCAUCAGAAAAUCUGUCACAGGAAGAGAUUAGAAAGCAGGCUAAAGUUAACAUCAUUAAGAGACACAUGGAAAAUGCACAAAAAUCAUGGCUUAAACCUUUUGUGGGUUUGGCAAUCAUCACAGGAUUAUUUGCAACUGUCUCAGCUUUGUUGAUCAAAUCGAAGUUUGGUAAAGUAUUAACAGAAGUGCCAGCUUAUGUGGUAGAACAAAUACCAGAGAAAAUCCCAAUUCCAGUUAAUCCAGUCCCUGUCCCAGUUCCAUCUGUUCCAUCUAUUCCCGUUCCGUCUCUUCCUGUGUCAUCUGAAUCAUUCCCCAUUCCAGUCCCAGUACCUUCUGAAGAGGACGUUGUGGGGGGUUUUGAGGCCAUUUGGAGACUUCAUGUUUUGUAUGAGAGAAUAUUCAAUCCCUGGAGUCCAUUUGAAUAAACACUGACGCACAGACAGAUAAUAAAACAGCUUAAUCAUCAUAUAUUGUCCUUUAAAUCUUACAUAAAAAUAG